AUGAGCAAGAAGAGUACAGAUUUAACUAAAUCACUUCGAUUCUUGCAAGUGUCGAAGUUGAUGCGUGCUUUCAAGCCAGUUACUAUAAAUGGAAUCUCGACCAAAUCGAUUAUUAAACAAGUGAAAGAAAUAGAAUCAGAUAGCCCUAACCAUUUUAAAUGUUAUAAAAAUCAUGCUCGAUUGUCAUAUUUACAAAAGUAUUUGCUUGAUUAUAUUAAAAGCAAACCAGAAAAUCUUAUCUACUUGUCACUCAGAAUUAAACCUUCUGAUCCUGAAUUUCCAUACGAUCUAGAAAAAUUGAAUAUCAACUUGACUAUUCCAAGUGGGUUCCCAGAGGACAAGUCUCAGCGACCUAAAAUCAGUGUAUUAAAUGAAGACAUUCCCAGAGGAUUUGCUUAUAAUGUUGAAGUGGGAUUUCAAAGAAUAGUUGAUAUUGCUCAAGGUGCCCUCAAAGAUGAUGAAAUUACCUUGGUUGAUGGGAUAGGGUUGGCUUCAAUGAUAUUGACAUUGGAUAAAUAUUUGGAAUUAUUUUUGAAGCAGGAAAAGAAAGAAACUAUCAAGUUUGUAAAAACCAAGAAGAAAUCCCCGCCAGUGACAUCAACAAAGUCUCAACAAAGUGUGCAGCCGAAACAACAACCAAAGCAACAGCCGAAUACUAGUAUAAAGACAAAUUACAAACCAAAAGUUGACCCAAAGUUGUUACUUCAACGAAAGAAACUUCUUGAAGAGAUGUGUUAUAAACUAAAUGGAUCUGUCAGGCCACUCAAAGAAGAGGUUUAUCGAGCCACUAUUCCAGUACUUCCUAAUACUGCUCCGGAACUUUGGAAGUUGAACGGGGAUAUCGAUCUUAUGCUCACGGUUCCACAAACUUAUCCUAUGGACAAGAUAAGUGUUUCAUUGAGGAACAACUUCAAUGAAAACCUAGUGGUAAAGCAUUGCCAAGAGGACCAGUUUGAGAAGGUAAAGAUUAUUAAACAAUACAAAAAGUAUGAGAAAAAUAUGAACAUUAAUGUAAGGAGUUAUGACUUUGGAACUGAAAACUUGACUGUAAUACUAAAUUAUUUGACGAAUAACAUUGAUAAAUUUGUUCUUGACGCAGAAAGUUUCAAAAAGUAUAAUGAUACUGUGAAAAUUUUUAAAGCCGAGAUGGUUAGUACAGAAUGCUGA
This is a messenger RNA of Candida albicans SC5314, 1167 nucleotides long. RefSeq lists its product as uncharacterized. Lineage: Eukaryota; Fungi; Ascomycota; Pichiomycetes; Serinales; Debaryomycetaceae. The record is from RefSeq and is a predicted model, not a curated record. Bases 1 to 1167 code for a protein of 388 amino acids. The transcript has a single exon.